This is a messenger RNA of Ornithorhynchus anatinus (platypus), 2363 nucleotides long. RefSeq names its product killer cell lectin-like receptor subfamily F member 1. Lineage: Eukaryota; Metazoa; Chordata; Mammalia; Monotremata; Ornithorhynchidae. The transcript has 7 exons. The record is from RefSeq and is a predicted model, not a curated record. The coding region runs from base 374 to 1228 and encodes 284 amino acids.
UCCCUGUGCUAGGUCAAUGUUCAUGGCUCUGACUCUCUCUGCUCUUUCUCUAGUUGUGUGGGUCCACGUAAGUGAACUGUUAAUAAGUUAGAAAUGGAUGCUUCUGAUGGAAACCACCUGGCGGGGCAAAGCAAGCUUCACAUUAUUUCUCAGCUACAAAACCCUCCUGUGGGGAAGAUAGGAAAUUCUGGCAGAUCACAACUUUAGGUGUAAAUUUUCAGUGAGAAUUGGUAAAAAACAUUUAAACCCUGACCUUCUUAGCAAACACUCCAGAGCUUGAGUUGAAAUGAAUCCCCCAGCACUUCUCUCACACCAGAGGCACCACUAGAAGAGGCAGAAAGGCAAACUUCAAAAGAAACUGUAAAGCCAGAGGAUGUCCUGUAUCUCAUUUCAACCUGAUCGAGGGUCCCAGGCUCGGAGUGGUGAAGGGGGCAGAAUUGAGCAGGUGGUGUGGAGGAGGGGAGAACAGCAAAUACUAUAUGCUACUCUGAGAGUCCCUCAUAAACCAGACACCAGCAUUCUACCUUCAGCCCCUCCUCCUGGUCUCAGGCCUCAGGAUCAUGUAUGGCGUGUGGCCUCAGUUUCCCUGGGGAUUGCUCUGGUCAUGCUGCUGGUCUCCACUCUGUGUUUGUACCUGAAAACCAGUGAGGGAAGUAACUGUGAGAAUGACUGGGUCCCAAAGGUUUCCUGUGAAGAUGAUCUUGGCAACGAGAGCUCAGCAAGACUUGCAGCCCUGAAGAAGGAACUAUGCAUUGGCCAACAGGGUGCCAUGUGUGAGCUCUGCCCCCCAGGGUGGUGGCUGAACAGCAGCAGGUGCUACUUCUUCUCAGGAGAGCGGCGGAGCUGGGAGGCCAGUGCCAAAGAUUGUGCUGACAGAAAAUCCCGGCUGCUGGUUCUGGAGGAUGAGGCUGAAGCUGUUGAAGUCCCUAGGAUGGGGCCAAGAGAUGAGUACUUCUGGAUCGGGUACAAGUAUAACAUGACCCAGAGAACGUGGACGUGGCUGGAUAAUGCUGGAUUUUCUGGAUACAGGCUCCAUCCGGAUAUUCACUUUAGGCCUGAAAUAACACCAGGACUUUCCCCAACAAUCUCCCUCAAUGAAAGAUGGAAAGAUUCUGGGGUCAAACUGGCACAGAACCAGAAAACUUCUGGAGUGGUAACAUCUUGGGGGAUGACUCAUCCAGCUUCAACAGCUAGGUAUAGAAGGUUUCCCAUGAGGAAUAGUGACUAACAGAACCCUCAGCUUCUGCACCAGAUCCCAGUGUAAAACUCACGAAGCUCCUUGAAAUGAGCAACUGUGUCAAACUCUUGUCUUUUACUUCUAUUUUCUAUUCCCAGGCUCUUAGUUUCAUGCUCUGAAUGCAGUUGGUGCUCAAUAAACACUAUUGAUGAGGAUAAUGAUGAUGAUGAUACCCAUUGCUGUGACCACUACCAUGUUGGCCUGCUACCAUGUUGGCCUGCCCCAGUUCCUCUCCUUAUUUACCAUGACAGCUAAAUAGGAUAAUCUGCAGGGAUCCUGCGCCACAUUUGCCAGCUCUCUGAUUUAGGGCAAGUCACUUAACUUCUCUCAGCCUCAAUUUUCUCAAGUCUAUGAUGGGAAUUUAAUACUUCCUCUCCCUUCCCAAUAGACAGGAACCCCAUCUGGGACAGGAUCUGCAUCAGAUCUGCUUAUGUUGUAUCUUCCUUAGUGCUCUAGUACAGUACUUGACACAUAAUAAGCACUUAGCAAAUAUGACAAAAAAGGGAUUAUUCUGGGGAAAUCUAAUUUUCUAUGCUGUUCUUAGCCGCUGCAGGCUGCUCUCCUGCCCUGUUGCUGCUUGUUGUUGUCUGGGUGGGACUCUGUUAGAAGGCGUUUUCUUUGUGGUGAGGCAUUUUUUUCUGCUCAAACAGUGCCCAUGGUAAAGGAAGUGAUAAUCUAAUUUGGGGUCAUUCCAGCAUAAGGCCUUUGUGCUCUCUUCCUUCAGCACAGACCUUAGACUUAGAAUAGAUAUGUUGCUCCCCAAACUUGAUCGGUGCCUUUUCUAAUCAGGCAAUUAAGCUUGGCAUUUGUAAUUUUAAAUCUCAGUGUCUUUAAAUCCAAUUCUGUGAUUCUCCUUUUGAAUCCUUCUGUCAGCAUUCUUUCUAACUGUAAUAUUGAUUGACUGUAGACUCUAAACCUGUUCUGUUCUGUUCUGUUAUACUCUCCCAAGUGCUAGUAUAGUGCUCUGAACAUAGUAAGCACUCAAUAAAUAUAAUUGAUUGAUUGAACAUUGAUUUUGGUCACUAUUGUCAUGGGAACCUAUAGGUCACUAUUGACCUAAUCUUUUGGCCACAUUGUUGUUGAGAAGCAGUAUGACCUAAUUGGAAGAGCACAGGACUGGGUGUCA